AUGCAAAAUGAAGAGAAACUUUCCCAAGACGCAUAUGAUAAAGCGAUCGAUACCACUUUGGUUCAACAUGAACGUCGGACAAGCAGCACAGACUCGCUACCAUUAUUAAUUAGUAGCACAACGAAAUCCUUGCUACGAACGACCGUCACUACAAAUGCUCCACCAUCACCCCAAAAAAUCAUCGUAUUACACCCCGAACCAGAAGAACAAUCAAAAUGGACAAAAGAACAGAGCUUGAAAUGGCUGCGUGAAUGUAAACUCGAACAAGGUAUUUGUGCAGUAAGUGAAGAUUAUGAUGAUGAAGCGUUAGUUAGUGAAGAAAAAGCCAUUGAAUUGGAAAAUAAUGUAUCAUAA
This is a messenger RNA of Didymodactylos carnosus, 354 nucleotides long. The record is from the annotation of a GenBank genome assembly. Lineage: Eukaryota; Metazoa; Rotifera; Eurotatoria; Philodinida; Philodinidae.